AUGAGCUUGGAGAAGUAUAUUCGUAAAGUUUCAAAAAUAAGUUCAACGUCUCAAAAUCAAUCCCGACGAGAUGAAGAUGUUGAUCAAAUAGAAAUGCCAUCUCAUUCUUCUCAGAGACAAAAAUAUAAUGUAAAUGAUCUGAAGGAUGACCCUGCUGAAAGACCUCCGAUUUUGAGUUAUCCUCCAGACAUUCGAGAAAGCAUUCAUCAAGGUGGUGGUAAUACAUUUUCGAUGAAGGGAUUUAUAAAUUGCCACAGAAAAGAUAGCUUUGCAACACACAUUGGUCCUCCGAAUAACAUUCAUAAUCAAUCAAAAAGGAAGUGUGAAGAUCUUAUGAGGGAAGAACAAUCUAUUGAGGCUGCAUUACAAGUUCGACGAGAAAAAUGUGAUGACAUUAAACCUUAUGUGUUAGAAAAAGCUCCAAAAAAUAAUAAAAUGAUUUCUCAUGAUAUUCAAAAAGAUAUUGUGACUGCGUGUAAGAUUGAAACAAUCAAAGUUAUAAUAAAGGAUUUAGAUGGUGACUACUUUGCUUUGUUGGUUGAUGAAUCAAGAGAUAUAUCACGCAAAGAGCAAAUGGCUUUUUGUUUACGAUAUGUUGAUAAAAGGGAAUUUGUGAUGGAAGCAUUUAUUGGACUUGUUCAUGUUAAAAAUACUAGUGCUUUAUCUCUAAAGAAAGCAAUUGUGGAUGAAUCACAAAUGAUCUUAAUGUGUCAUUACAAAAAAAAGGAACAGGAUAUUGCUAAUGCCAUGAUUCUUGUAAAAGUUUCUAAGAGAAGAUUGCAAGCAUUACGAGAUAAUGAAUGGGAUCCUAUUUUAAAAAAGAAUCUACAAGAACUUAAUGACCGUUUUAAUGAGGUGAAAAGUGAUUUGCUUAAUGGUGCAGCUUGCUUGAAUCCAAUUGAUACAUUUUCUAGUUUUGACCUCCAAAAGAUAUUGGUGAUGGCUAAAUUAUAUCCUGAUGACUUUGAUAAGUUCAACAUGAGGGUUCUUGAGAAUCAACUUGUUAAUUAUAUUAUUGAUGUUCGUGAUAUUGAUAAAAGAUUCUCCAAUUUAGGCGGACUUGGGGAACUUUCAAGAAAGUUGGUUGAGACAAAAAAGCAUUUAACCUAUCCUCUUGUAUUUCUUUUAGUGAAGUUUGCUUUGCUUCUACCCGUUGCCACAACAUCAGUUGAAAGAGCUUUUUUCACAAUGAAGUAUAUCAAGAAUGAUUUGCGGAAUCGAAUGGAUGAUGAAUUCUUAGAUGGUUGCAUAGUGCCUUAUGUAGAAAAAAAAGGUAUUUAA
Messenger RNA from Capsicum annuum, 1281 nucleotides. RefSeq lists its product as uncharacterized. The transcript has 5 exons. The record is from RefSeq and is a predicted model, not a curated record. NCBI's taxonomy places the organism in Eukaryota, Viridiplantae, Streptophyta, Magnoliopsida, Solanales, Solanaceae. The coding region runs from base 1 to 1281 and encodes 426 amino acids.